CGCGCGGGAAGGGGCGGGGCCGCGGCAGGCGUGGGGAGCUGCCGGGGAGCACCGUUAGGGCAGCCUGGCUCAUGGCGCCCGCCCGGCGCCCCUGAGUGCGCGUCUCGCCCCCUUUCACUGCCCAGGCCUCUCCGGUGCCCACGGACAGGUAUCAGCGCGCCUCCCAAGCGGCUGAGGGAGACGUUGAGUACGGACGAGGGAAGGACAGUUUGUCAGUCUUAUAGCUGGAUCACCCAGGAAUAGAAGUUCUAAAGCAGUAGGAAGAAAGCAUUUCAAUUUGGGACACUUAUUUGCAGCUGGAAAUGGGGAAUGGACUAUCAGAACAGACUUCUGUCCUGUCCAGCCUACCUUCAUUUCAGUCUUUCCACAUUGUUAUUCUGGGUUUGGACUGUGCUGGAAAGACAACUGUCUUAUACAGGCUGCAGUUCAGUGAAUUUGUAAAUACUGUACCUACCAAAGGAUUUAACACUGAGAAAAUUAAGGUAACCUUGGGAAAUUCUAAAACAGUCACUUUUCAUUUCUGGGAUGUAGGUGGUCAGGAGAAAUUAAGGCCACUGUGGAAGUCAUAUACCAGAUGCACAGAUGGCAUUGUGUUUGUUGUGGACUCUGUUGAUGUUGAAAGGAUGGAAGAAGCCAAAACUGAACUUCGUAAAAUAACUAGGAUAUCAGAAAAUCAAGGAGUCCCUGUACUUAUAGUUGCUAACAAACAAGACUUGAGGAACUCAUUGUCUCUCUCAGAAAUCGAGAAAUUGUUAGCAAUGGGUGAACUGAGUUCAUCAACUCCUUGGCAUUUGCAGCCUACCUGUGCAAUCAUAGGAGAUGGACUAAAGGAAGGACUUGAGAAACUACAUGGUAUGAUAAUUAAAAGAAGAAAAAUGUUACGGCAACAGAAAAAGAAAAGAUGAACAUCCAUGCCUUUUGUAUCUGUGUGGAUUAGAUUUUCUCAGAUCUGAUUUUGACAAAUGGAAGAAUGUCCAUAGCCUGGUUUGCCUGUCUGCCCUCCUGGAUGCUUUUAAAGCUUUGUUUUCUUGAACAGUGAAAUGCUCAACUCCGUUGCCUUGUGGAAGAUGAGUAAAUGCAGUGCUUCUUAAAGUGGUCUCUUCUCCUUACCCCACAAAUCUUUUGGUACUACCAUUUUAGGAAGCCAAGCAAGGAUAGUAAAUUGACCAGAACACAGUUGUGAAAAUUUGACCUGAAGUUAGUGUAAUAAAACUUUCAAGAUUGUC
This is a messenger RNA of Propithecus coquereli (Coquerel's sifaka), 1226 nucleotides long. RefSeq names its product ADP-ribosylation factor-like protein 4A. Gene Ontology annotation, cellular component: cytoplasm. Gene Ontology annotation, molecular function: GTPase activity; GTP binding. The transcript has a single exon. Gene Ontology annotation, biological process: vesicle-mediated transport; intracellular protein transport. Lineage: Eukaryota; Metazoa; Chordata; Mammalia; Primates; Indriidae. Bases 303 to 905 code for a protein of 200 amino acids. The record is from RefSeq and is a predicted model, not a curated record.